This is a messenger RNA of Nothobranchius furzeri (turquoise killifish), 3382 nucleotides long. It is a transcript of the gene tcirg1b, whose product is annotated as T cell immune regulator 1, ATPase H+ transporting V0 subunit a3b. NCBI's taxonomy places the organism in Eukaryota, Metazoa, Chordata, Actinopteri, Cyprinodontiformes, Nothobranchiidae. Gene Ontology annotation, cellular component: vacuolar proton-transporting V-type ATPase complex; plasma membrane; vacuolar proton-transporting V-type ATPase, V0 domain. Gene Ontology annotation, molecular function: ATPase binding; proton-transporting ATPase activity, rotational mechanism. The record is from RefSeq and is a predicted model, not a curated record. Gene Ontology annotation, biological process: proton transmembrane transport; vacuolar acidification.
GCCGUUUUGAGGUAGCCAGUCAACCGUCACGUGAGACCGCAGUAACGUGACUCUCAUGAACGGGAAAUGGGGAACAACAGAACAUAACUUGUCUGAAGCUCACGAGCACGUCCCAUACUUUGUCCCGUUGUUCCCACGGUACCCGGGCCGAACCUCCCCGAGCAGAACCGUUAGGACGUAGAGAGGGUCUCCGGGAGCACUCUGCAUUAACUGGCUUCCAGGUGGCGAUGGGGUCCAUCUUUCGGAGCGAGGAGGUGUGCCUGGUGCAGCUCUUCCUCCAGUCUGGUUCAGCCUACAAUUGUGUCAGUGAGCUGGGAGAGCUGGGCCUGGUGGAGUUUAGAGAUUUGAAUCCUAACGUGAACGCCUUCCAAAGGAAGUUUGUCAGCGAGGUCAGACGAUGUGAGGAGCUGGAGAAGACUUUUAACUUCCUGGAGCAGGAGAUCAGUCGCUCCUUGUCUCCACCCCUAAAAGGUCCCCUUCGUCCUCCGUCCCCAAUGCCCCCGGCUCCUCAGCCUCGUGAACUCAUCACCAUAGAGGAGGAGAGCGAGAGGCUGGCCAGAGAGCUCAAAGAGGUGUCUAGAAACAGAGACAGCCUUCUGACUCAGCUCAACCAUCUCCAUCAGUACCAAGGAGUCCUGACCAAAACACACUCGCUCACAGCUACACAGGCACCGCCUCCGGUCCUGGAAAACCACGGCCUGUUUGAUAACCGCCAAGAUAUCCGCCUCAGCUUCGUAGCAGGAGUGGUCCAUCCAUGGAAGGUUCCCUCGUUUGAACGGUUGCUAUGGCGAGCGUGUCGUGGUUACAUCAUUGUGGACUUCAGAGAAAUGGAGGAACCACUUGAGCAUCCGGACACGGGGGAAAUGGUGCAGUGGACCGUGUUCCUCAUUUCCUUCUGGGGCGAUCAGAUGGGACAGAAAGUCAAGAAGAUUUGCGACUGCUUCCACACUCAGACAUUUGCUUACCCCGAGACCACGGCAGAGAGAGAGGAGAUUCUGCAGGGGCUUCAAGGCAGAAUAGAAGACAUCAAAUCUGUGUUGCGUCAGACUGAAACGUACCUGCAGCAGCUGCUGGUUCGAGCAGUGGCCAUCCUGCCCGAGUGGAAGGUUAAGGUCCAGAAGUGCAAGGCCAUCCAGAUGGUUCUAAACCUCUGCAGCCCGUCUGUGACCGACAAGUGCCUGAUCGCAGAGGCCUGGUGUCCCACUGGCAAGCUGCCCGAGCUGCAGAGCGCCCUCAGAGAGGGAGGGAGGAAGAGCGGCAGCGGCGUCGACUCUUUCUACAACCGCCUGCCGUCCUCCACCCCCCCGCCCACUCUGUUCCCACUCAACUCUUUCACGGCUGGUUUCCAGAACAUCGUCGACGCUUACGGCGUGGCCAGCUACCGCGAGGUCAAUCCAGCGCUCUACACCAUAAUCACAUUCCCCUUCCUGUUCGCGGUGAUGUUCGGGGACGUGGGUCAUGGUCUGCUGAUGUCUUUGGCUGCCCUCUGGAUGGUUCUUGAGGAGAAAGACCCCAAACUCAAAAACAACACAAAUGAGAUCUGGAGGAUGAUGUUUGGAGGACGGUAUCUGAUUCUGCUGAUGGGGCUGUUCUCCAUCUACACGGGUGCCAUCUACAACGAGUGCUUCAGCAGAGGCAUCACCACCUUCAACUCGGCUUGGAGCGUCGGCCCCAUGUUUGAGAACAACAUCUGGAACUCCUCGGUGUUGGGAGGGAACCAGGAUCUGUCCAUGGAUCCGAACGUAACUGGGGUUUUUUCCAGCCCCUAUCCGUUUGGGAUUGACCCCGUCUGGAGUCUGGCCACAAACAAGCUAACCUUCCUCAACUCCUACAAGAUGAAGAUGUCGGUCAUCAUCGGCAUCAUUCACAUGACAUUUGGGGUCUGCUUGUCAUUCUUCAACUACUGGCACUUUGGUCAGAUCAGCAGUGUGUUCUUGGUGCUGAUCCCAGAACUGCUCUUCAUGCUGUGUCUGUUCGGUUACCUCGUCUUCAUGGUGGUCUUCAAAUGGAUCGUCUACACUCCUGCAAGGUCCAGAGAGGCGCCCAGUAUUCUGAUCCACUUCAUAGACAUGUUCCUGUUCAUGACCAACGCCGACAACCCUCAGCUGUAUGAGGGUCAGCUUGUGGUGCAGAAGGUCCUGGUGGUGGUGGCUCUGUGCUCAGUCCCUGUCCUCCUGCUGGGAAAGCCGUCAUACAAAUACGCCAUGUUCAAGAUGAGACCAGUCCAAGUGGAGGAAGACAGGCGCCCUCUGGUGGCAGACGAAGGCUCUGUAAACGCCCGUCAGGGGGACGUGGAGGGAGGAGACGCUGAGGAAGAGGAGUUCGAUGCUGCAGAUGUGUUCAUGCAUCAGGCCAUCCACACCAUAGAGUACUGCCUGGGCUGCGUCUCCAACACGGCCUCCUAUCUACGACUCUGGGCCCUCAGUUUGGCUCAUGCUCAGCUCUCAGAGGUGCUGUGGGGGAUGGUCUUGCGUCUGGCGCUGAGGUGGAAGGGCUACGUGGGCUCUGCAGUGCUUUUCGUUAUUUUCUUUUUCUUUGCAGUUUUGACCGUCUCCAUCCUCCUGAUCAUGGAGGGACUCUCGGCUUUUCUGCACGCGCUCCGUCUGCACUGGGUGGAGUUUCAGAAUAAGUUCUACAGCGGGACGGGCUACAAACUCAACCCAUUCUCCUUCGUAGCUCUGAUGAACGCUCCUGCUCCUGUUUGAUCCACCAAAUCAUCACCAAGCUGUUAAUUAAUCUGUUUACCUUCAUCCUAACAAUGAUCUGUUGCCUGGAAACCACAAAAUGGUUCAAUUAACUUGCACAAUAAUCGUGAUGGAUGACUGUUAUUUUUGCAUCAGUGGAGUGAAAACGUGACCCUGUGCUAGAUGAUGACAUCAUGGUAGGAAAAUAAUAAUUUUGUAAUGCAUUUGUAAUUUUUUACUCUGAAUUGUGUAAUUGUUUUUUCCAAAUGCUUUUUAGUGUUUGGGGAAGUAUUUGGUAAUUAUCUGAUUUUUACUGUACGAACACGUAUUAUAGUCAAAUUAUGAAAAGGGAAAAGCACCUCUAAUAACGGUUUUUAGGUGUUUAAGGGAAUGAGACUUGGUGAAUGUUAAACUCAUCCUGUUUAAUUGUUAAUAUAAGAACAAUUUAAGUAAUUUCUAAGAGCCAAAGACCCCCACCCCCCCAUUUUAAUGUCUUCCAAACACACCACAGGUAUUUAUUCCUAGUUUAAUGUUUUACUAGUGCCUUAUUGGGAUUAUUUAAGGCAGUGUGUAUUUUGGACAAGAUUCUAACUGCUGUUGUUCCACUAAUAUUUUUACAAAACCACCUUAAACAUUUCUUUUUGUCACUUGAUGCUUUAAAUUUGAUUACAUUUUGAAUAAACAAGAUUUUCUUUCCA